Messenger RNA from Carica papaya (papaya), 2858 nucleotides. Lineage: Eukaryota; Viridiplantae; Streptophyta; Magnoliopsida; Brassicales; Caricaceae. The record is from RefSeq and is a predicted model, not a curated record.
GUGACAAAACAAAGUCUAAUAUUCUAGUAUAGAGGCAUAAACAGGGAUUUAGUAGUAAAUAAUGUUUUUAUUUGAGAGAGAGGCAAGAUGGCAAGAUCCACAUAAUAACCCUAACAUAUAGCUCCAAAUGCCUUUCCAUCUCUGGCCCACUUUACAGGGAUUUAUUAUGACUAUGACUUAGACCUGGUAUCAUCAUAAACUAACGCAUAUAAGACCCACAAUGACCUACACAUUCAGCAUCCAAGCGGAAAAGAACUGGCAAGCAAAUGCCCAAGAGGAUCUCUACUUCUCACAGAAAUUUCGGAAGAUGAAGAUAUUCCAGUUGAGGCUUCCCCAUAUAAUCCUGCAACUGGUUAUCUACUGUACAUACCUGGUGCAGGCAGACAUGGUAAAUCAGCAACUCAGAGAGACUUACUUAGUUCACAUGGAUAAGUCCAGUAUGCCAGAAAGUUUCGAUGAUCAUUUUCAGUGGUUUGAGUCCUCUUUGAAAUCAGUGUCAGAGUCUGCAUCCAUGCUUUACACCUACAACAAUGUAAUCCAUGGAUUCUCAACAAGGCUAACAGCUCAGGAAUACGAGUCACUCCAAAAACUACCAGGAAUUAUCUCUGUUCUUCCUGAAGUGAUAUAUAAGCUUCACACAACUCGGACUCCGCAGUUUCUUGGGCUAGGAAAGGGUCCAUCUUUAUUUUCUGCAUCAAAUUCAGCAAGUGAGGUGAUUGUGGGAGUAUUGGACACUGGAGUAUGGCCAGAACUGAAAAGCUUUGAUGACACAGGACUCGGAUCAGUUCCAAGUAGCUGGAAAGGCGAGUGUGAGGUGGGAAAGAACUUCAACUCGUCAAGCUGUAACCGCAAACUAAUUGGUGCUAGGUUUUUCUCAAAAGGGUAUGAAGCAGCUUUUGGACCAAUUGAUGAUGCAACAGAAUCAAGAUCACCAAGAGAUGAUGAUGGCCAUGGAACUCACACUGCUACUACAGCAGCUGGUUCAGCAGUUCCCGGGGCUAGCUUGUUUGGCUAUGCCUCUGGGACAGCACGUGGGAUGGCUACACAAGCCCGAGUAGCUGUUUAUAAGGUGUGUUGGCUUGGUGGGUGUUUUAGCUCUGACAUAGUAGCAGCCAUGGACAAAGCCAUUGAAGAUGGUGUGAAUGUUAUAUCUAUGUCCAUAGGAGGAGGAUUAUCAGAUUAUUACAGAGACACUGUUGCCAUUGGAGCUUUCACUGCUAUGGCACAUGGAAUUCUUGUAUCCUGUUCGGCAGGAAAUGGUGGGCCCAGUCCAGGCAGUUUAUCCAAUGUCGCACCUUGGAUAACUACUGUAGGUGCCGGAACUUUGGACCGUGAAUUCCCUGCCUAUGUCAUGUUAGGAAAUGGAAAGAACUACUCUGGCGUGUCACUUUAUAGUGGGAAACCGCUAGCUGAUUCUUUUGUACCAAUGGUUUAUGCUGGUAAUGUAAGUAGUACGACAAGCGGUAGUCUUUGCAUGACUGGCAGUCUGAUUCCAACAAAAGUUGCAGGGAAAAUUGUGGUAUGUGAUCGAGGAGGAAACUCUAGGGCACAAAAGGGAUUGGUGGUGAAGGAUGCAGGAGGUGUAGGGAUGAUACUAGAUAACACAGAAUUAUAUGGUGAAGAACUAGUUGCAGAUGCACAUCUCUUGCCCUCUGCAGGUGUGGGCCAGAAAACAGGUUAUGCAAUUAAGAACUAUCUGUUUUCAAGUUCUAAUCCUACAGCCAAAAUUACAUCUGGAGGCACAGAGUUAGAUGUCCAACCAUCACCAGUGGUGGCAGCAUUCAGUUCUAGGGGUCCCAAUCCAGUCACUCCUGAAAUACUCAAACCAGACAUCAUAGCACCGGGAGUGAAUAUCCUUGCUGGUUGGACUGGUAAAGCUGGUCCUACAGGGUUGGAUAGUGACGUAAGAAGGGUGAGCUUCAAUAUCAUCUCAGGCACAUCCAUGUCAUGCCCCCACGUAAGUGGGUUAGCAGCACUUCUCAAGGCUGCUCACCCAGAAUGGAGCCCAGCUGCCAUUAGAUCUGCCCUGAUGACCACAGGCUACACAACAUACAAGAGUGGUGAAGCCAUACAAGACAUUGCCACAGAAGAACCAUCAACACCAUUUGAUUACGGUGCUGGACAUGUGGAUCCAGUGGCAGCCCUUGAUCCUGGCCUUGUCUAUGAUGCGACUGUCAGUGACUACCUCUACUUCCUCUGUGCCUUGAACUACACUGCAUCUCAGAUAAAGGCAGCUACAAACAGAGACUUCACUUGUGAUCCAGGCCAUAAAUACAUCCUGGGGAAUCUUAAUUAUCCAUCUUUUGCUGUUCCUCUGGCAACAGCCUCGGGUGAAGGUGGUGGUGCUGAUGAAUCAAGCACCUUGAAAUAUACUAGAACUCUGACUAAUAUGGGCACGCCUGCAACAUACAGGGUCUCGGUAUCUUCACACACAACAGCAGUGAAGAUCUUGGUUGAGCCAGAAUCACUUAGUUUCAGCGAGCAGUAUGAGAAAAAGAGCUAUACAGUGACAUUUGUUGCCAACUCUAUGCCAUCUGGUACGAAUAGCUUUAGUCGAUUGGCUUGGUCAGAUGGGAAGCACGUCGUUGGCAGCCCAAUAGCUUUCAGCUGGACUUGAUUGCCAUCACUUAUGCUCAAAUAACUCCAAAUUGUGGACUGUACAGCACCAAAACUGCGUGCAAUUUAUCAAUCUUAUUGCAUAGUAAAUCUCCCAUUGUAUUUCACACCUUUUUCGUCACCGAGUAGCAAGCAGACUCACUUGUGUAACAGCUCUUUACACUAUCAGACAAAAACAAAGCGAACUUCGGGGAAAGUAAUUAUAUAGAUAAUUGCACAAGGAAUUGAAAUGUGCAUUCAGA